Scatophagus argus is the source of this 543-nucleotide messenger RNA. Its product is annotated as 60S acidic ribosomal protein P2-like. The transcript has 5 exons. Gene Ontology annotation, cellular component: cytosolic large ribosomal subunit; ribosome. NCBI's taxonomy places the organism in Eukaryota, Metazoa, Chordata, Actinopteri, Scatophagidae. The coding region runs from base 158 to 502 and encodes 114 amino acids. Gene Ontology annotation, biological process: cytoplasmic translational elongation. The record is from RefSeq and is a predicted model, not a curated record. Gene Ontology annotation, molecular function: structural constituent of ribosome.
ACUCUCACUCUCCAGUACAGCAGGUAGCGAUUUACAUGCUUUGGGGUAUUAAUGCAGGCGAAGAAGAAGCGAGGUUCCUUCCGCUCUCAUCCGGUGACGCAACUUCCUUUCUAUCCUGCUAACCUCCGAGUGAACACGCGUUCGCCUGUCUAGCAAGAUGCGUUACGUCGCCGCUUACCUGCUCGCUGCCCUGGGUGGCAAUGAGAGCCCUGAGGCCAAGGACAUCAAGAAGAUCCUGGAAAGUGUUGGUAUUGAGGCCGAUGACACACGUUUGCAGAAGGUUAUCUCCGAGCUCUCUGGCAAAAAUGUGAAUGAAGUGAUCACCUCAGGUUACAGUAAGCUGGCCAGCAUGCCAGCAGGCGGUGCUGUAGCCGUUGCCAGCUCUGCUGCUGGUGGCUCAGGCGGAGCCGCAGCCCCUGCUGCAGCUGAGGAGAAGAAGGAAGAGAAGAAAGAGGAGUCCGAGGAAUCCGACGACGACAUGGGAUUCGGACUGUUUGACUAAACUUCUCCAAAAGAUGAAUAAAUUUUCUUUAAAAAAAAAAA